UAGAUUGGUUCUCUGAUUCGAUGCUGAUUCAGAGAUUUGGCCACUGAAUCAUGUCAAAUCUCCUCCGAAUUGAAUCACCAACCAAAGCUUCACACAGCCCUAAUACUCAGGUCAUGUUUCCAACUUUUCUCUGGGCUUUAUUCCCCCACAAAAAACUCUGUUUUCUUCUCAUAAACGCUGAGAUUUUUUACAAAUCACCAGACUACAGGAGUUGGAGCUUGGAACAAGACAGCAAAAAACUGUUGCAGGACUCACCAUUAAAAUGCACCUGCUCUUUUGUCUCUGUGCCCAUUUGAGUGUGUUGUUUCCAGUUGGCAGAUAGACCCUCCCUGGGGCAAAAAUGUUAAAAGGUUUUUGAAAAUGUUCUGGACGAGCAAAAUUGGCACAUGUUUCAGGUGCUUCUUGGUGCUGCAGUCAGGCUCUUUCUGAGAGAAACUGUUUUGAACUUAUAAGAAAUUACUUAGUAUUUCCUUAAAGAAAGCUCUGGGGAAAAUCCCCCAUAGCUCUGAUUCCAUAGGCUGGGCAGGAUGCCCGAGGUCCCACCGACGUCAUAAAAACCAGUGAAACGAGAGAAAGAAUCACAAAGUUGCAGAGAGUUAGGCACAGAAGCUGAACAGGGAAAUCCACCUGGGCUGACAAGAGAUAAAGCGCGUCUGGAGCACAGAUCCUCAUAGGAAGAUGGGAAACUGGCUGGUGAACCAUUGGUUUCCAGCUCUGGUGAUCGCUGCUUGGCUGGGCAUCAACAUUUUCCUGUUUGUGUAUUAUUUCCUGAUGUUUGACAUGGAUGAGAAGUUCUACUACACCAGAGAGAUCCUUGGGUCAGCCCUGGCAUGGGCCCGGGCAUCUGCAAAAUGCCUGAACUUCAACAGCAUGCUGAUCCUGUUACCAGUGUGUCGCAACCUGCUCUCCUUCCUGAGAGGCGCCUGUUCGUUGUGCAGGCGGACCAUGAGGAAGCAGCUGGAUCACAACCUCACCUUCCACAAGCUGGUGGCCUACAUGCUUGCCCUGAUGACAGCUGUCCACACCAUUGCUCACCUGUUUAACUUGGAGCGUUACAAUGACAGCCAGCAGGCUGCAGACGGGAGCCUCUCUUCUGUCCUCUCUGACCUGCACCAGGAUGGAAGUGACAAGUGGCUAAAUCCCAUCCACUCUAACAGCACGACUCCAGCAUACGUGACUUUCACCAGCAUCCCGGGCCUGACUGGUGUGAUCAUCACCGUGGCACUGAUUCUUAUGGUUACUUCCUCCAUGGAGUUCAUUCGCAGGAGCUAUUUUGAGGUCUUCUGGUACACACACCACCUCUUCAUCAUCUACUUUGCUGGCCUCGUCAUCCAUGGCAUUGCUGGUCUUGUUCGAGGGCAGACAGAAGAAAGCCUUAAGAAGUACAGUCCUCAGCGCUGUGCACAGUACCUUGUAUACAGGGAUGGGAGAAGCACACACCACCACUGUAAGGAGCCAGAGUUUGGGGGCAUCCCAACAGAGUCCUGGAAGUGGGUGUUGGCGCCAAUCCUCCUCUAUGUCUUUGAGCGCAUCUUACGUUUUUGGCGUUCUCGACAGAGGGUUGUUAUAACAAAGGUUGUCACGCACCCAUCUAAAGUACUGGAACUACAGAUGCAUAAGAAGGGCUUCAACAUGGAAGUGGGACAGUACAUUUUCAUCAACUGUCCUUCUAUCUCUCUCCUCGAGUGGCAUCCUUUCACCCUGACCUCUGCACCAGAAGACAAUUUCUUUUCUGUCCACAUCCGGGCAGCAGGGGACUGGACAGAGAAUGUAAUCGAUGCCUUUCAGCAGCAAAAACCAAAAAUACCCAGGAUUGAAGUAGAUGGCCCCUUCGGCACAGCCAGUGAAGAUGUGUUCCAGUAUGAAGUUGCUAUGCUGAUUGGGGCAGGGAUUGGGGUCACACCCUUUGCCUCUGUGCUGAAGUCAAUCUGGUAUAAGUUCCAACAUGCAGACCAGAGUCUCAAAACCAAGAAGAUUUAUUUCUACUGGCUCUGUCGGGAUACGGGUGCAUUUGCCUGGUUCAAUGACCUGCUUGUGUCACUGGAGCAAGAGAUGGAGGAAUCUGGCAAAGCAGGCUUCCUGAACUACAGACUCUUUCUCACCGGGUGGGACAAUAGCAUUGCUGGCCAUGCAGUGCUCAACUUUGACACUGUCACUGACGUGGUGACAGGCCUGAAACAGAAGACCUCCUUUGGAAGACCCAUGUGGAGUAAUGAAUUCUCUGCAGUGGCCACUGCCCACCCCAAGUCUGUGGUGGGUGUGUUCUUAUGUGGGCCAGAAGCUUUAGCAAAGAGUCUGCAGAAGUGUUGCCAUCAAUACUCCAGGCUGGACCCCAGGAAGGUCAAAUUCUACUUCAACAAGGAGAACUUCUAAGCUGAAAGAAAAAUUUGCCUAGCUCUGUGGCACCACAGCCUCAUUGGGAACAAUCUGCUGGGUCCUCCACCUCCAUUUUGAGAGCCAAAUUUGGCUGCUGCUAAGGGCACACCAAGCAAUGCUACUGGAAAUGCUACCAUUCAAACUAUGCCUUCCCCGCUGUUAAAUAUGAAGGACCUUCAAGAUGUGACAUGGCAUCCCUCCAAGGGACAGGCACUUGAGCUUUAUGUACAAAUGCUGCCUACUCCCUGUGUGCCCCAAUCUCUAGAGGCCCUUUUGGGAUGAGAAGAGUGGGCCUUCUCCACUCCUAGAGAUUGCUCUGCACUGGUUUUGCAUGCAAGGAAGCUGAAAUUAACCUUCUAAUGGAAUCUGUUCCCUUUCAAAGUUGACUGUGGCACCAGCACAAAGGCUCAUAUUGACUAUUAAACUUGAUUUAAAUGCA
Molecule: messenger RNA, 2815 nt
Organism: Alligator mississippiensis (American alligator)
Lineage: Eukaryota; Metazoa; Chordata; Crocodylia; Alligatoridae
Gene: NOX1
Product: NADPH oxidase 1
Exons: 13
Coding region: 679-2373 (564 amino acids)
Biological process (GO): defense response; superoxide anion generation
Cellular component (GO): NADPH oxidase complex; plasma membrane
Molecular function (GO): superoxide-generating NAD(P)H oxidase activity
Source: RefSeq, a predicted model, not a curated record